Theileria equi strain WA is the source of this 1842-nucleotide messenger RNA. RefSeq lists its product as hypothetical. Bases 1 to 1842 code for a protein of 613 amino acids. The record is from RefSeq and is a predicted model, not a curated record. Lineage: Eukaryota; Apicomplexa; Aconoidasida; Piroplasmida; Theileriidae. The transcript has a single exon.
AUGGGUGGUACAUAUUCUGUUGUUGCAGAUAUUUCCAGGGAUACUAAAAAUAAUGCUCCACCCAUAUACUAUGGGAAUGGUAUAGGCAUCACUAGGACAGAUGAACCAGAGAUUAGAAAGAGUGAUGAAGGUGAGGAGAAACAACCACUCCAGAAUUACAAAAUUUAUAAACAUGAGCUUCCGGACAAUAGUGGAUGGUCAUCAACUACUUAUGAACUGAAGGCUAUAAAUUACAAGGAUAAGCAACAACAUGGAUUUGAUACGGUUGGAUUUAAAACCCAUAAGACAGUGGAGGUGGUAUACUGGCUGCGUGAUAGGUACAACUCAUUUCCACUGGUCAUUGGCCUUGGUACAACCAAUUUGAAUUAUUAUAGACGAAAAAAUGACACUAGUAACAGAUGGGAAAGAGUUGAAAGGAUUGUAUAUCCAGCUAAUUUAUCAGACUACAAUAAAGUCCUACCUGAACUCAACGAUAAAUUUAAGGAUGUAGUUGUCAUACAACUUCAAGCAGAUAAAGAUUACUGUGGUCAUCCUUCCGUCAAACAAGGAGAUGGUCCUCAGGUAUCUUGCACAGGAUUAUCGAAUGUUCCCAUUGUAACUGUAACAUGCAACAGUAAGGAUCAUAAAGGAUUUGAUAAAUAUACUCAUACUGGUGGCCUUGGUUCUCCAAUAAAACUACUCUCGGCUGCACAUGGCGAUAAACUACAUUCGUUCAACAUAAAGGAUAUUGAUAAGCAAUAUCAGGAGGUUAAUGUCUAUUACUCUUCAACUGACAGAGGUAAGAUUAAACCAUUGGUCAUAGGACUAGUACCUGUUAGUGGAACACAAUCAGAAUAUUAUACAUUUGAUGGGAAAUUAACCAGGAACCGCAACAUAAACCCUGGAAAAUUGCUGGAUCAUCUAGAUAAACAAAACUGUCUGCGAAACGAUAUUGUUGUAACAGAUCUAUCAAAGAGGGGUAAAUAUUGUUGUGGAGUGAAUGUGCAUAGUAAGAUUCAAGUCCUCCCGAACAGUCGUAACAAUGUACCCAAUGGAUAUACUUCAUAUCUACACCUUCCAACUGGUUCAGCUAUCCUUAGCAUUCACAAGUUCAAGAGCGGUGGUGAUACCCACACCUUUUCAAACCUUUCUGGACGGAUUACCGGGAUUUAUGCUUACUUCUGUAAAAGUGAUGAUCAGAAUAAGCCAUUAUUACUAUAUGUGAAUAAAGGAUCAGGAAGUGCAUGGUUCAAGAGGACUUCUGGAGGAAAUGACACUUGGAUAUACACUGGUCUAAAUUCCCUUCAAAGCUACACACCGAAUUCCCUUAGCAUAAAGCAACCCAUUGAAAAAGUACUCCACGAAAUCUGCAAGGAACUUAAAAUUACAUGUCAACAUGCAAGUAGUAGUGGUACUACUCCUGCUCUUGGAUCCCCUCAAGAUGGUGGAGGCUCUACUGGUUCAGGAGGUAGUCAUACGUCUGGAAAUAGUGGUGUAGGAUCUGGUACUGGUACCGGUUAUGGUGGUAGUUCUGGAUCUUCCGGUGGCGGUUCUACUUCAGUCUCAUCUCAACAACAAGAAACUGCUGUUAGUCAUACUCCACCUGGUCAAGCUGGUCCUGAAGGACCUGCUGGUGAAGAAGGCUCUAGUAGUUCUAGUGGUAGUGGUACUUCUGGAUCUGAAGGCGGCGCUGAAGGACAAGGCUCUGUUGACCUACAGAAGAUUGUUCAGAAGGCACUUACCUUCAUUAAAUCACCAGAAGGCAUAAUUACUGCGUCAGCUACCCCUGGCAUAGGUGGCAUCAUCGGUGUUACUAUCUGGAAAUGGCCUAAUAUCAUGUCGUUUCUAAUCACUCGUGUGUAG